Molecule: messenger RNA, 3901 nt
Organism: Parasteatoda tepidariorum (common house spider)
Lineage: Eukaryota; Metazoa; Arthropoda; Arachnida; Araneae; Theridiidae
Source: RefSeq, a predicted model, not a curated record
UUUUAUUUAGAAUAAUAAUAAUAUAGAUAAUUAAAGAAUAUGAUACAGAAAUUUUCCCUCCUGAAAAGUGUGUUCAAAGAAAAAGUAUUUUUAAAUGUAGGAAUUUAAAAAAUGCUGCCAUAAAUCAUGAUAAAAUUUACAUGUUUACAAUUGUCAUAACAUCGUAAUUUUUAAGUAAUAAUUACCGGAAAAUCCCUUAAUCACUCUAAUUUAAUUAAUAUUGCUGCAAAAAUUAUGGUUUACAAUUUUACUGUAAAAAGAUUUGAAAGAUGAUGCACAUCCAAAGUACCGGUACUUUAUGCCAUAAUUUGCUUCUGAGUUUUUAACAGUAUACUUUGAAACAACUAUUUUUCAGAAGAAAAUUCUUAUUAGCAAAUAAUCCGCGCUCUCAUAUCAAAAACUUAUAUUUAGGUCAAAUAUCACACAAAGAACCCAUUUUGCGCAAUGCCAUAGCAGGGAUUAUCUUGCGUAAGUUUAAAUAUAGCCAUAUGCUGGAACUAAAUGAAUAUUUAUAACCAUUCGAAAUGACUGUCAUAAACUUAUUUCUUUGCCUGACCUUCAGAAAAACAUCGUCUGAAACAACAGCCUCUUUCAUCACUUUACAUCCCCGUAUAUACAUUCUCUGGACGCCCUUAGGAUUGGGAGGUUGGCCAAGUGAUCAAACAAAAAUGUUCGAAAGAAUAAAAUACAUGACAUAAACGGCACGUAGUUUUUUGAUGAGCUCAUUUGUAAAUAGAAGACUACCUCUUUUGAAUGUAAAGUAUUUAGUUAUAAAAAUAGAAUAAUGUGAUUGAGGAUUUUUUUGUCUUUAAAAACAUCCAAAAUGUUCCAGAUUAUGCUUAUUUGCAGUAAAUAGUUCAUGUGUGGUCUUAAUAAAAUUGUUUUAGUUUCUGAAUUACAAAUUAUGAUUUAUAUUCACUAAAUUUGUAUUCAGCAUAACUUAACAAAGAUAAACGUUAUCAAUUGCCUUAAGCUUCUUAUUAAAAUAUAUCAGGUAUUGUUCAAUGUUGUCUUUGAGCUGACUAACUUAUUAUCAUUAGUGAACUAUGAUGACUAAAGCAAUUAUGUGACUAGCUGGUAAAAAUAUAUUUUUAAGUAAUUCGUCGUGGAUCAAUGUCACUCCAACCACAUAAGAAUAAGGACAGAUAGAACAGAGUGAUAAGCUACAUGAAUGCCCGAAGCGGGAUUCGAACCUGGGAUAUUCCUGAUUAGAGGUCAAUUCCUUGAUCAUUCGACAGGGAGCAUCCGUCGGAUGGCGCUAGUGUCAGCAUCUCUACUAAAGCUCUCGUAACCGAUCGAACACGGUGAACAACCCCCUCCCUCAUCACUAUGUCCAUGCCUCUUCGUCUCAGAACGGAAAACGCCCUGCUGUGAAUCAGUAAAGACAGUGAAUGAUCUCUCAUCCUUUUAAAGAUUAGAAAUACCAUAUUUUUCGAACCGGCCAAUCCUCAUUCAUUUGGACAGUAACCAAUCAUUUAACGACUUAAAGAAUGACGGAGAUGUCGUCAUUUUUCUUCUUUUUUCGCUUCGUUUCGCAAAAAAAUUUCAUUCUUUAAGAACUUAUACAGUUUUCUAGCAACAGGUAGUAGUCAGGUAAUUAACAAUGGCUACUGACGAAGAUUAUCCGAUAUACGGAACGAAUAUUCCUAUUUGUGAAUUUAGCGGAAAUUAUAGUGACUUUAAUUUAACUGAUUGCGGUAAUAUGACAGCUUUUAAUAUUACGGACAUGAUGUCACAUACACAUUACAAGCCUCCGUAUCUUGUUGUUGAAUUUGCCAAGAUAUUGUAUGGAAUUGUUUUCAUGGUGGGCUUAUGUGGUAACAGCUUAGUAUUGUACGUUGUACUGCGCUUUUCGAAGAUGCAAACUGUUACCAAUAUGUACAUAUUUAAUUUAGCGUUAGCCGAUGAAAUGUUUUUGACUGGUCUUCCUUUUCUUAUAACAACAAUGGUGUUCGGUUAUUGGCCAUUUGGUAGCGUUAUGUGUAAAAUUUACAUGACAACAACAUCCAUCAAUCAAUUUACUAGUAGUCUAUUGCUAACAGUAAUGAGCGCAGAUCGUUAUGUAGCUGUUUGUCAUCCAAUAUCGUCUCCAAGAUACAGAACACCUUUUAUCGCUAAGUUCAUAUGUCUGACAGCCUGGACAGUAUCUGCUUUAUUGAUGGUACCCAUUUAUAUUUACGCGAACAUAUAUCACACCGGAACAAGUCUAAGUUGCAAUAUAUAUUGGCCAGAGAGUGAUUUGAUGAACGGGCAGAAGGCAUUUACACUUUAUUCCUUUACUUUAGGUUUUGCCAUACCCUUAAUUCUCAUACUGUUAUUUUAUUUCUUAGUCAUAUGCAAAUUGCGCACAGUUGGACCAAAAAACCGCUCAAAAGAGAAGAAACGCUCUCACAGGAAAGUAACUUAUCUUGUAUUAACUGUGAUUACGGUCUACGUUAUUUGCUGGUUGCCAUACUGGAUCACCCAAGUUUACAUCACACUUUUACCGCCAAGACAGGGUCAGAGUCAGAUUGGGUUUAUAAUUAUUCUUCUUGCUGGAAUGCUGGCCUACGCCAAUUCAGCCAUGAAUCCUAUCCUGUACGCGUUCUUGAGCGACAAUUUCAAAAAGAGUUUCGCUAAAGCGUUCACAUGUGCGGCACGAAUGGAAGUAAAUGCUCAGUUGAAUGUAGAGAACAGCGUGUUUCCGAAAAACACACGCAGCGGGUCUUCAAAAGCACAACUUAAUCGAGAACAGAAACAAAGGAAUGAACUAGAUCCAUCCACAGCUAUCACCCUCACAUCAAGAUCCAAUAUCGUUAUGGGCGAUAAAGAAUUCUCGGUCAGAAAUGGCUUCAAUAAGCAAAAAACAGAAAGUGAACCAACUCAGGUGUGAAACAUCAUUUUUUCACGAGACUAAAUGAGCUUUGUGGUGACUAAUCUCGAAAAACUAACUCAGCAUGUGGUUCGUAAAGUCAAUCACGAACCGUUUUAUUUCAUUCACGUAUUGAAUGCUAUGAGCUUCACGAAUUGUGAAUACAACUCAGUGAUAAAGUUUAUAUGGAUUGAAUAAAAACUUUCUGGUAACUUUUCAUACGGUUGCUAUGAACUUUACAGAAAUAUAUACACAGGAAGUAGAAAUUUGCUCAUAAUCAGAAACUAAUUACACAUGGACCAAACAUUUAAACACCAUUUGAAAAAUCUUCUUCGAGUGAUGCUAUCUUUAGUUUAUAAUUUUCAACUUGUAUUUGAGAUUCUUUCAAACUGCUAUUUGUGGUGCUAUUUAGAUAUACUUGACACUUAAACUGAUUUUUAUAGCACAUAUAUAUUUGAUUUUUUUUCCUCAGCAUCUCAUUGUUUUUCUCUAUUUUCAUCUUAGUUCAUGUUCUGCAGAAUUUUAACGAAUUACUAAGUAAGUUAUGCUGCAUUUAAUUUUUCACUUCUCUUACAAUAUUUUAAGAAAAGAGUUUAUAUAUAUAUAUAUGCAUUUAUAUCUUAAAUACGAUAGCUAUAAUAUCUAUGUUUGUGCCAUAUGUGUUUUAUGAAAGCAUACAUAAUCUUUGAUGUUGUAUUAAAUAACCGGGUGUAUAGUUAUUGUUAAAAAAAAUAAGGCUAUGUGCCAAAAAUAUAUUUGGAUUAUAGUAUUUCUAUUCGAAAACUUCUUUUUAAUUAUUUUAAACAGUUUCGUAAACUGAUUAUUUUAAUCUAACGGCAGGUCAUGAAAUGUUUCUAAGUCAAAUAUCACUAGGAUAUUUUUUUAUUGCAAAUAUUUCGAGUAUUGUGUAUUUAAAAAUGCUAGUUAUAAAAGUCGUUUUUUGCUAAAAAAAAUUUGUUAUGAAAUGAAAAGUUUACUAAAAUGAUAAAGAAAUUGUUAUGGAAUGAAAAGUAAGAUUAAAAUGAUAUUUUAUAAGAAAUAAAUGUGAAA